Molecule: messenger RNA, 2457 nt
Organism: Diachasmimorpha longicaudata
Lineage: Eukaryota; Metazoa; Arthropoda; Insecta; Hymenoptera; Braconidae
Gene: Bdp1
Product: transcription factor TFIIIB component B'' homolog
Exons: 2
Coding region: 2-1960 (652 amino acids)
Biological process (GO): RNA polymerase III preinitiation complex assembly
Cellular component (GO): transcription factor TFIIIB complex
Molecular function (GO): TFIIIC-class transcription factor complex binding
Source: RefSeq, a predicted model, not a curated record
GAUGAGACGUGCGAGAAUUAAAGUCACUGCUUCAGUCCCUUUACGAAGAAAAGCUGUCAAAGUCGAGGAUCCUGAGGAAAUUUCGAAGGAGCCUGAUGGGGUUAAGGAGCAAGUCCCUACAGAGGCACCUCAGGAUGAGCUGAAACCAGAGAUAUUAAAUGGGGAAAGGAAAUUAACCUCUGGAAUAACCCCCGGAGGAGAGCAAGUUGAGGAUGGAUCCCCUCAUCUCAGGGAGAAAACACCUGAAGUGGAGAAGGAUGGGGGUGAGAAGGCCCCCCUGGAAACUAGCCCAGAAGGCCAGAAACCGGUGGAGAUUGUGAAGACUCCCGUUGAGGGCUUCUCUCGGAGAGCGAGGCUGAUCUCGGAGUCUUCAGACAAGGGCCAACUCUCAGGCAGUGAAACAUCACUAACAAAAGUCCACAUCAAUCGCUCGUUCACCCGUCCUACUCCACGUCUCGACGGUUCGACCCGAAUACGCCGUAACAGCAUCCAAGGUUCCGGAGCGAGUGCCAGCGAAUCCGAGGACGAUUCUCGUCGUCAUCCACCUCCCCCUCAUCGCCCACCCUCUCCUCAUUCGUCCCAACCCUCGCAGAAUUCAUCUCAUCCUCCUCCUCCUGGCCAGAAUCCCAGUCAGAGUCACAGCCAGAAUUCCAAACAAAAACGAAAGGUGCUCAUUUCAGAAUCCGCUAGGAAGCUGGCGGAAUCCCGUCGGGAAUUUUUCCUCAAGCACGAACACAAGCAGCCGGACAGAACAAAACUGACCAUGUACGAUUUAAUCUAUUACAACCCCGUUACAAACCCUAUGAAGAAGACUGUGACUUCUGUAGUUCAAGACGAGCCGGAAGAGGUUACUGAACCAGAAGAAGAGGAUGAGGACUCUGCAAUGCCAGUUCCCCAAUUGAAAGUGGGGCCAAACGGAGAGCUCGUGGUGGAUGAACGAUCUCUGGUAAUCGAAAACACUGCCCUGAAGAGAGAUCGCGAGGCGGUGGCUAAACGUCGAGUUUUGGUGGACGAGGAAGGUGCGAUCGGUGGGUUCUACAAGAAGCGAGUUAAGAGCAAAGACUGGACGUCAGUGGAGACCCUGAAAUUCUACAAGGCCCUGAACACAGUGGGCACUGACUUCUCUCUCAUGCAGACCGUCUUUCCGAAGCGAACGCGUCACGAGUUGAAAAUGAAGUACAAGAAGGAGGAAAAGCUGAAUAGAGCCCUUGUGGAGAAGGCCCUAAUGUACCACCAGGAGUACGACAUUGAGACACUGAGGAAGGAACUGGAGAGCUUUGAAAAUAUCGAGGAGAAGAACAAGAAGACGAGAAAGUCGACUGAUGUCUAUAGAAAGAGGAUCGCAAAGAAGAGGAAUGUGGCCACUAGUGUGAACAUGCUGAGUGAGGAUGAGGAUGAUCUUGAGGAGGUUGCGGAUGAUCCUGAAGAGAAAUCAAAGGAUCCGGAAAUGAGUGACGCCGAGAGGGAAAAUGUGCCCAGGGAGACGAAACGGAAGAGACCCAGAGGGAAAAAGAUGACGGAGCCUCAUUCAUCGGAAGAUUCACUCAGUGGCGAUGACUUUGAGGUUUACAAGGUGAAGCCCACGAGAUAUGGACGACUCCCCAAGAGAAAGAGGCCGGUAUUCAAUGCUACCAAUAUUCUGGAUGACAUUUUUAGUGAGGAGAAAGAACAAGAAACAACUGCCGAUGGUGAGAAAGAGAAUGAGGAGAAGGGGACGAAUGGACUGGGAGAACCCGUGGAGGGACUGCAGGAUGUUGAACCUGGGUCUCUGGUAAUUGUGUCCAAGGAGUCACCUGAUGAACCUGGAAAGACGAUUGUUCAGGUGUACAUGGUAGGAAAGGACUUGAAUGGAGGCGAGGAGAAAAUGACACCGGUGAAUCUUAGCUCAGAAUUACUCUCUACCGUUACCAGUGGACUGAACAAUCAGGAUGUGUCGCCGAUUAAAUAUACGCUGGAGUAGACUGCGAUGGGGGAUGAUGAAAUUACUGGGAUCGUCUUGAGGUUAUGAUCUGUAUGAUAAUGGAAAAUUUUACGGUAUAGCAAAUUUAUUGGAACCGGACUGCAAGAUGUUGUAUUAAUAAUUUGAUGAAUCUGAAAAAUCUGUUUCCAAAAAAUUUGUUUCCUAUCAGAAGAACCAGGUGACAUUUUGAAUUUGAUUUCUCAAGUAUUUCCUUGAUUUCAACAAUUCGCUAGGUAAAAUGAAAUUCAUUGAAAAAUCAUUUGCAGAUCAUUUCGGAAAGACAUUAGUAUGAAAUCGGUAUGAAGUGCUCACCGUUUCAUGAUUUAACUAGUAGAAAAAUGUCUUGCUUUUUUACGUUGUAAUAAUUAUAGUUGUAUUUUUGUAAACGUUGAGAUGAUAACUAUCUUAAGGUUAAGGAAUAGCUUUUUUUUAUAAAAAUUGAAAAUCUAUGUAUCACAAAUUUUAAUAAGAUACAUAAAUAUUUUCUCUUGUUUUCA